AUGCUGGCGGUGCACCUUGUGGCCUUUUAUUUCACAAAGCUAAAAGAAGAUCAGAUCAAAAAGGUUGAUCGGUACCUAUACCAGAUGCGCCUUUCUGAUGAUAUUUUACACGAUGUGAUGACUCGCUUCCAAGCAGAGAUGGUGAAAGGUCUAGGAAGAGAUACCAAUCCAACAGCUGCUGUAAAAAUGCUACCAACUUUUGUGAGGUCACUUCCCGAUGGCUCAGAAAAGGGAGAAUUCCUAGCUUUGGACUUGGGUGGUUCCAAAUUUAAAGUCCUGCACGUUAAAGUAGCCGAAGAAGGAAAACAACAUGUACAAAUGGAUAGUCAGUUCUACCCAACUCCUAAAGAAAUCAUACAAGGAAGUGGAACAGAUCUGUUUCAAUAUGUGGCUGACUGUCUUGCAGACUUUAUGGAGACAAAGGACAUAAAAUAUAAGAAACUACCUCUUGGUUUUACCUUUUCUUUUCCCUGUAGGCAGAAAAAAUUGGAGGAGGGGGUCCUUCUUUCGUGGACGAAACAUUUUAAAGUCCGAGGGGUGCAACAGACGGAUGUGGUGGACAAUCUGUGCAAAGCCCUCAGAAAGCACAAGGAUGUUGAUGUAGAAGUUUUGGCAUUGGUCAAUGACACUGUGGGAACAAUGAUGACUUGUGGAUAUGAUGACCAGCGAUGCGAAGUUGGUGUCAUUAUUGGAACAGGCACCAACGCUUGCUACAUGGAGGAGAUGAGCAAUAUUGAUCUAGUAGAAGGGGACGAAGGCCGGAUGUGCAUUAACACUGAAUGGGGAGCCUUUGGAGACGAUGCAUCUCUGGAAGACAUUAGGACAGAGUUUGACAAGGAGAUUGACUCGGGGUCUAUAAAUCCUGGAAAACAAUUGUUUGAGAAGAUGAUUAGUGGAUUAUAUCUGGGAGAACUGGUCAGGUUUAUCCUUUUAAAAAUGGCAAGAAAAGGCUUGCUCUUCAAUGGGAAGUUAUCCACAGCACUCUGUACUAAGGGGAAGAUUGAGACGAGACACGUGGCCGCUAUGGAAAAGAAUAAAGAAGGCCUAAGAAACACAAAAGAAAUUCUAAGGGAACUGGGCUUGGAUCCCUCCGAAGAAGAUUGCAUUGCUGUCCAGCAUGUUUGCACAAUUGUUUCGUUUCGCUCGGCCAACCUCUGCGCCACGGCCUUGGCAGCAAUCCUGACGCGGCUCCGUGAAAAUAAGAAACUGUUGAGGCUCCGAACCACGGUUGGCAUUGAUGGGACCCUGUACAAGACCCAUCCACAGUAUGCCAAGCGUCUCCAUAAGGUCGUCCGGCGGCUGGUGCCCAAUUGUGACGUCCGAUUCCUGCUUUCGGAGAGUGGAAGCGGGAAGGGGGCUGCCAUGGUCACCGCCGUGGCCUACAGGCUGCUGUCUCAGCGGAAGCAGAUUGAUGAGGUCUUGGCCCUUUUCAAAUUAACCCGAGAGAAUCUCAUCGAGGUCAGAAACAAAAUGAGGACAGAACUGGAGUACGGCCUGAAGAAAGAAACCCACCCGGCAGCCACUGUGAAAAUGCUGCCCACGUUUGUUUGCAGCACUCCUGAUGGCACAGAAAAGGGAAAAUACUUAGCUCUUGAUCUCGGAGGAACAAAUUUCAGAGUUUUGCUUGUCAAAAUCAGAAGCGGAAGAAACAAAUCGGUUCGGAUAUACAAUAAGAUAUUUGCAAUUCCUUUGGAAAUUAUGCAAGGAACCGGAGAGGAGUUAUUUGAUCACAUUGUCCAAUGCAUUGCGGAUUUUUUGGAAUACAUGGGAAUAAAAGGUGCCCGGCUUCCUCUUGGUUUUACUUUUUCUUUCCCAUGCAGGCAAACAAGUAUUGAUAAGGGAGCUCUUGUUGGGUGGACAAAAGGUUUCAAGGCAACCAAUUGCGAAGGGGAGGACGUUGUUGACUUGCUAAGGGAAGCGAUAAAACGGAGAAAUGAAUUUGAUUUGGAUAUCGUAGCGGUGGUAAAUGACACAGUUGGGACAAUGAUGACAUGUGGUUAUGAAGAUCCAUAUUGUGAGAUUGGACUCAUUGCAGGGACAGGCAGUAACGUGUGCUAUAUGGAAGAAAUGAAACAUAUAGAAAUAAUAGAAGGCGACGAAGGCAAAAUGUGCAUCAACACAGAAUGGGGAGGAUUUGGUGACAAUGGCUGCAUGGAUAAUUUCAGGACAAGAUAUGAUCAAGAGGUGGACUCGGGCUCUCUGAAUCCUGGGAAGCAAAAAUAUGAGAAAAUGACCAGUGGGAUGUAUUUGGGUGAAAUAGUGAGGCAGAUCUUGAUAGACCUGACCAAGAGAGGACUCCUGUUCAGAGGCCAGAUUUCAGAAUCACUAAGAAGACGAGGAAUAUUUGAAACAAAAUACUUGUCUCAGAUUGAAAGCGAUCGCCUCGCCCUGCUUCAAGUGAGGAGAAUCUUACAACAACUUGGGCUGGAUGGGACUUGUGAUGACAGCAUCAUUGUGAAAGAAGUGUGUGGCUGCGUUUCAAAAAGAGCUGCCCAGCUCUGCGGAGGUGGAUUGGCUGCUGUUGUUGAGAAGAUACGUGACAACAGGAAACUGGAACACCUCAAAACUACCAUCGGAGUGGACGGUACCUUAUACAAGCUACACCCACACUUUUCUAGGAUUCUGCAAGAAACUGUGAAGGAGCUGGCACCACAAUGUGAUGUAACUUUUAUGCUGUCUGAAGAUGGAAGUGGAAAAGGAGCAGCCUUAAUUACAGCCGUGGCCAAACGUAUGCACCAAGUUGCUGAAAAUUAAAUUGAUCUCACAGACCUGAGUGGGCAAGAAAGAUCAACUGCAACAUCAACUGUUGUGGCACCGAUCAAUCCAAAAGGGUCCAUUUUUGCAGUUGAUGGUCAGAAAGAACACGGGAUACAAUUUGUCAUGU
This is a messenger RNA of Pseudonaja textilis, 2884 nucleotides long. RefSeq names its product hexokinase HKDC1-like. Gene Ontology annotation, biological process: glucose 6-phosphate metabolic process; intracellular glucose homeostasis; carbohydrate phosphorylation. NCBI's taxonomy places the organism in Eukaryota, Metazoa, Chordata, Lepidosauria, Squamata, Elapidae. Gene Ontology annotation, molecular function: fructokinase activity; glucokinase activity; ATP binding. Gene Ontology annotation, cellular component: mitochondrion; cytosol. The record is from RefSeq and is a predicted model, not a curated record.